Molecule: messenger RNA, 2016 nt
Organism: Molossus molossus (Pallas's mastiff bat)
Lineage: Eukaryota; Metazoa; Chordata; Mammalia; Chiroptera; Molossidae
Gene: MYOC
Product: myocilin
Exons: 3
Coding region: 64-1539 (491 amino acids)
Biological process (GO): signal transduction; osteoblast differentiation
Cellular component (GO): Golgi apparatus
Source: RefSeq, a predicted model, not a curated record
CAGAGGGAGCCUCGCCCAGCCUCUGCCCCGGACUCUGCACAGCGCUGCAGUCACAGGCCCGAGAUGCCAGCUGCCCAGCUGCUGCUGCUGGCCUGUCUGCUGUGGGGUGUGGGAGCCAGGACAGCCCAGCUCCACAAAGCCAGUGACCGGAGUGGCCGAUGCCAGUACACCUUCACCGUGGCCAGCCCCGAUGGGUCCAGCUGCCCCGAGCAGGGCCAGGCCAUGUCAGCCAUCCAGGACCUGCAGAGGGACAGCAGCACCCAGCGCGCAGACCUGGAGAGCACCAAGGCCCGGCUCCGCUCCCUGGAGGGCCUUCUCCACCGGCUGACCUUGGCCCAGACGGCCGGGGCCCCCGAGACCCUGGCGGGGCUGCAGCGGGAGCUGGGCACGCUGACCGGGGAGCGAGGUCAGCUGGAAACGCAAACCAGGGAGCUGGAGACGGCCUACGGCAACCUCCUGCAGGACAAGUCGGUGCUGGAGGAGGAGAAGCAGCAGCUGGUGGCAGAGAACGAGGGUCUGGCCAGGAGGCUGGAGAGCAGCCUCCAGGAGAUAGAAAGGCUGAGGAGGGACCAGUGUCCCCAAGCCCGCAGCACCUCGCUGGGUGUGCCACCAGGCUCCAGGGAAGAAGUUUCUAGAAGGACUUCGGAGACCUCGGACUUCCAGGAACUGAAGUCGGAGUUAACAGAGGUUCCCGCCUCCAGAAUCCUGAAGGAGGGCCCACCUGGUCAUCCCGGCACUGAAGAGGGGGACACCGGAUGCGGAGAGCUGGUUUGGGUGGGGGAGCCUGUGACUCUGAGAACAGCUGAAAGCAUCACGGGCAAGUACGGGGUGUGGAUGAGAGACCCCAAGCCCGUCUACCCCUACACCCAGCAGAGCACGUGGAGGAUCGACACGGUGGGCACGGGCAUCCGCCAGGUGUUGGAGUACAGCCAGCUCAGCCAGUUCACGCAGGGCUACGCUUCCAAGGUGCACGUGCUGCCCCGGCCGCUGGAGAGCACGGGCGCGGUGGUCUACGGGGGGAGCCUCUACUUCCAGGGGGCGGAGUCCCGGACGCUGAUCAGGUACGAGCUGAGCACCGAGACCCUGAAGGCCGAGAAGGACAUCCCCGGGGCCGGCUACCACGGACAGUUCCCCUAUUCCUGGGGCGGCUACACCGACAUUGACCUGGCCGUGGACGAGUCCGGCCUGUGGGUCAUCUACAGCAGCGAGGACGCCAAAGGUGCCAUUGUCCUCUCCAAGCUGAACCCCGAGAGCUUGGAACGUGAGCAAACCUGGGAGACUAACAUCCGGAAGCAGUCGGUGGCCAACGCCUUCGUCAUCUGCGGGACCCUGUACACCGUCAGCAGCUACUCGUCGCCUGACGCCACUGUCAACUUCGCCUACGACACGGGCACCGGGAGCAGCAAGGCCCUAGCCAUCCCGUUCCAGAACCGCUACAAGUACAGCAGCAUGAUCGACUACAACCCCCUGGAGAAGAAGCUGUUCGCCUGGGACAACUUCAACAUGGUCACCUAUGACAUCAGGCUGUCCAAGGUGUGAAGGGCAGCCAGGCGGUGUCGGCUGAGGCAGCGGGGCGCCAGCCCCAGCCCACGCCGCUUCGCUGCUCGCCCAGCUCCGGCGUCCCGGGCCGGGGCCUCGGGCUGUGUCCCCGGGCAGAGCAGCCUGGGCCCCGCGCUUCGCAGCACACACGCUUUUCUUUUGGCGGCUCUUAAAGGGAUGUUUCGCCGACAGUUUAAGCUUUCUGGCGAUCCGGGCAAACGCUGUGGUGCGGGGUGGUUUCCCCAAGCUUUGUGCAAACCCCAGGGCUUUUCACAAACGGCCUUCUCUGGCGAGAGGAGAGGUUUAGAGAGAGUUUGGGGAGUCAGGCCGGAAGCCAGGGCCACACCACGGGGAGAGCAGCCCGUCUGCGGGGACAGGGACACUCUGUGGCCAGACUGGUUACAGAGACGCACGGCUCCUCGCGCUCCAGGUAGAGUCCAGGUGGGCACCCACAGCCUCCGCCUGCGCAGUAAAGUA